Molecule: messenger RNA, 859 nt
Organism: Trifolium pratense (red clover)
Lineage: Eukaryota; Viridiplantae; Streptophyta; Magnoliopsida; Fabales; Fabaceae
Product: iron-sulfur assembly protein IscA-like 2, mitochondrial
Exons: 4
Coding region: 141-617 (158 amino acids)
Biological process (GO): iron-sulfur cluster assembly
Cellular component (GO): mitochondrion
Molecular function (GO): 2 iron, 2 sulfur cluster binding; iron ion binding; 4 iron, 4 sulfur cluster binding
Source: RefSeq, a predicted model, not a curated record
UCGUCAUUGUAUGGUCACAGAAUUGAAAUUCUUUUCAUCGUGUAAAUUUUCUUCAGUAAACGCGAUUUUGAGGUUCUCAGUUAAGACAAGAGAAAACGCGAUUUUGCGAUUUUGAGGUAUCAAUGGUUUUUUAGAGAGAUAUGCAAACGUCGUUGUUUCGACGACUCGCUCCAUCGUUAGCAGCACGAUUUCAACGCAACGAGAGUCUUAUAAGUUCUUUUUCAUCUUCUUCGGUUCUUCACCAUGUUACGUCUUCGUCAUCUUCUUCUGCUGACGUGGAACCUGUUCACAUAACCGAAAACUGCGUUCGUAGAAUGAAGGAACUGGAUGCCAAUGAAUCAUCGGCUGGUGGAAAAAUGCUUCGUUUGAGCGUAGAAACUGGUGGAUGUUCGGGAUUUCAGUAUGCUUUUAAUCUGGACGAUGGAGUUAACUCGGAUGACAGAGUUUUUGAAAAGGAAGGAAUUAAAUUGGUUGUUGACAAAAUUUCAUACGACUUCGUGAAAGGCGCAACUGUUGAUUAUGUAGAGGAGCUAAUUCGUUCGGCUUUCAUAGUGACCGAGAACCCCAGUGCAGUUGGUGGUUGCAGUUGUAAAAGCUCCUUCAUGGUGAAACAGUAGUUAGCUAUCUUGGUACUCCCCUCCUCACUUUCCUCCCCUGCUCAGAUAUUUAUUCAGUCGAAUUAGAUUACACUAUGAAAAAUGAUAUUUUUUUUUUGACAAUAUGAAAAAUGAUUUUUGUACCCCAAUUUUUUUGGAUUGAAUUAAAGAUUGAAUUAUUGCUUGUAUAAUGAUAUCAAUAUCAAUGUAACAUACAGUUGUUGUACUGGUAAUAAAUUAUCAGGCAUUUCUGCCUGUUCUAA